Molecule: messenger RNA, 2629 nt
Organism: Camelus dromedarius (Arabian camel)
Lineage: Eukaryota; Metazoa; Chordata; Mammalia; Artiodactyla; Camelidae
Gene: TMEM242
Product: transmembrane protein 242
Exons: 4
Coding region: 52-477 (141 amino acids)
Source: RefSeq, a predicted model, not a curated record
CUUCCACCCGGGCCCAGUUGGCCCCGGACGCAGUAGUGGAGACUAAUAAACAUGGAGAGCGAGGGCUCUGGGACUGCGGACCCGUCCGCCGCGCUGGAGGCUCCGGGAUCCACUGACGAGCGUCUUUUCCUGGUUAAAGGUGGAAUUUUCCUUGGUACUGUUGCUGCAGCAGGAAUGCUGGCUGGAUUUGUUACAACAUUAUCAUUGGCGAAAAAGAGAAGUCCUGAAUGGUUCAGUAAGGGAAGUAUGGCCACGGCUGCCUUACCAGAGAGCGGGUCUUCCCUUGCCCUGCGAGCCCUGGGGUGGGGCUCACUUUAUGCAUGGUGUGGGGUUGGUGUGAUCAGCUUCGCAGUCUGGAAAGCAUUAGGAGUUCACAGUAUGAAAGACUUUCGAAGCAAAAUGCAAUCAAUAUUUCCAGCAAUUCCCAAGAACUCUGAAUCGGCUGUUGAGUGGGAGGAAGCAUUGAAAUCUAAAUGAGAUGAGCAUGGUGGAUGAAGUCCAGAACCAUUGUUCUGGGAAAGGCUGGCAUUGGAGAUGCCACAACAGCAAAGAGACUCGAUUGAUUUCUCCUCAGGAAUACAUGCAGUUUGUUGACUGAACCUAUGGGAUGGAUGGCAUUCAGUGUCCUCAUAGGCGGCCAAUGGCCAUUUCUGUGUGCUCUACUUUACCACUGCUGUGGUUAUGCUCACAAGGGGUGUGUAUGUAUGUGUGUUGGUGGGGAGGGUAAAGUUUUCCCAAAGUUAGGAAGGAAGACUACUUAAAAAUAAUUAUACAGAUAACUUCUCCAUAUGGAGGAAAUCCCAGUGGAAAUACUUUCAUGAAUAUAACAGUUGAAACUAAGUUUUUUACCUGAAAAAAGAAUGUAUAAUAAUAUAUGAUAGAAAAUCUUUAUAAACAGACUCCUAACAGCAGUAGUACCUCAACAUGUCCAAUUAAAUAAGUUUCAGCAGCCUUUCUUGUCAGCAUGUGGUUGUCCGAGCUUGGAGGACUUGCUUCUGUUAGGCAGACUCCAAAGUGAUGGAUCAGUAGGUGGAUCCUGUACAUCAGGCAGUGGGUGUGGCUCUGUGGUCCCGGACACAGUCUUUACUUGUAUGUGCCAGUUACUUACCUGACGCCCUUACCUUAAGGCCUGUAGCAGAGGGUAUAGCUCAAUGGUAGAGUGUGUGUGCUUAGCAUGUACAAAGUGAGAUCCUGGGUUCAAUCCCCAGUACUUCCAUUAAAAAUAAAUUUAAAAAUUAACCUAAUUAGACACACACACCCCCACACACGUACAAAAAAAAAAAAAAAAACCUUUAAAUUCUUAAACAAGAAGCCAGUAACAGAUUAUAAUAACUUGAAAGGAUAAUCAUGCUAAAAUAAUGAUACCAAGGGUAUAAAAUGUACUUUUUUGAGAAAUUGGUUCUGGGUCCCUAAAUAGUGACUGACAGUUUAUAGUUUUAUCUCAGUUGUCAGUAUGAAAAUAGCCCAGUUAUCCCUUACCUUAAAUAUUUUCAACCAGAAAGUUACCUGAGUAUUGAGUGUCAAUAUUAAUUGGUACCACCUCCCUAAUAGGAACAGCUAUUGUUCUGUUUCUGUAAACACACCCAGCCCUUUCCUGUCCUCCAAGAUCUCUCCCAGAAAACAGAGAAUAAUGUCUACAUGCAGUUAUUUUUGCUGGAGAUGAAAAUUUUUUUUAAGAAAAGUAAUAUGCCAAUGUGUCCAGAAAAAUAACCUCUGGUUGAAUAUCUUUCUUUAUAAUUGCUUAGGCCCUAAUUAGCAAUCAAGUUUAAUAAAGUACAUUUGAAAUUUAUCUGUUAUAAUGAAACCUUUUAAUUUUAAGGAAGAAUUUUAAAUGAAAUGUCGAGUGCAUAAUGUAACAUUUUUCUCUGGACCGUGUUACCCUGUUUAAAUUGCUGUAUUGUUAAUUAAUUAAACAGGUGUAAUCAGCAUCUGGGAUUCAUAUUUAAGCUGUUUAAAAUCCAAGACUAAAAGGAAAGGGUGUAAAAUUUAUCCGGGUAUGUGGAGUAGCAAAAACUUCACCCACCUUCCAUUUUUAACUAAAUCUCUGCUAACAAAAUAUCUUUAGCCUUUGAAUGAAAUGAAGGAAGGAAAGGCAGGAACAAGACAGAACAGGCUUUUGUCCAUAUUAUGAGCCUGAGUCUAGGGGCAUGGUGGGUGCACUCUGGUCCACAGGGCCUGGCACACGGAGGCCUGGAGGAAUGACUGAAUGCAUCUGUGUGAUUGAUAGGCCUAAGGUUUACAAAACCCUUUCCAUAGACAUCUGUUGUUCUUAAGGGAUGGCGGGGGACUCCCAUAAGAAUCACCUGCUGAGGGAAGGUUGAUGGGGACAGAGUCCUUAGGACCAAGCAUAGACUCCAGUUGCAUUUUAAAGGCAAAAAUGAAGUAACAAAGAUGACAGUUAAAAGGAAAACAAUAUGACUAAAGUGGUAUUUUUCUACAGUCAGAACUUAGAUAUCAGAAGAUGUAGUCAUUUGUCUGUUCCUGUUAUACCAGAGGCGUAUUGUUAAGUUGGUUAAUGGUAAGGAAAAAUGUUUAACAGAUAAUGUUAUUCUUUAUGUGAAGUACCAUCUGUGUACUGAGUUCUGAAUGUUCCUGGAUAUGGAAGAGAGGAAGUGUUAUGGAAUUUCAA